AGCUCAGCGUCACGUCACAUGCGGAAGUCAGUUUCCGGUCACCGCGCGACAGUUUCCUGCAGCACAGAAGUUAAAUGUUGACAAACACAUCGGCGUGUCGAGGCCUUAUUACGUUAAUCUACUGAACAUCAACGCACUGACUGGCGGGAUUAACGUUAAACUGGACUGGUUGGUGCUCAGCAGCGGCCCGCGGACACUUUGUUUGGACGUUGGACUGUAAAUCUGUGUUUGACGACAGUUAGCAGCAGGUUAGCUUCUCGUUUGCUAAAACUCUGAGGAAGAAGUUCUGUGAGGUUCGUCCUCCAACUUCAGCCCCAACAUGAGAACAUCUCUGGAUCUCUGUUUCUGUCUGCUGACUCUGUGCACAGUAACACUUGGACAAAAUGGUGUCAGAGUGGUCGUGAAACAAGACAGUGAUGCUGUUUUACCCUGUUUGAUCAGCACAGAGGACCUCACAGGAAAACUGUUUGACUGGAAGAAAGAUAAGAAGGAGGUGUUCUUUUAUGAUUCAGGCCUUCAUUCCAAUAACGGCUUCCCAGGUCAAGAUGAGCAGUUCAGAGGUCGAGUCUCACAUUUUCAAGAUCAACUGAAGAACGGCAACGCCUCCAUAAAGAUCAAUAAUACAAAGAUGGCCGACAGCGGGAGCUACAGAUGCAUUUUUCCACGUCUUCAGCCGAGUCAAACCUUCAACAUUGAACUUGUUGUCGCUGCAUCUCCAAAGCCGUACGUCACCACGCUUGAUGAAACACAGGACAGGUCACUGCUGCAGUGUGAAGUUCGAGGAGCUUCUCCAAAACCUAAAGUGGAGUGGAAGGACAGCUCUGGAAACAUCCUUCCUGCUGAGGAGCCUCAUGUCUCAGAGAGAGGAAGCAGCUACAGCAUCACCCUGAACAUCACUGUGACCCAGACAGGACGCUACCGCUGUGUGGUCACUCAGGAGGACAUAAACCAUCAGACUUAUUCUGAGACCUUCGUGCAGUUAAACGAGAACUUAUCCAGACACGCGAUGCUGUUGAUGGUGAUAUCUUCACUCCUUUCUGUGCUUUUAGCACUUUCACUGCUUUUUUGUUUACUAUGGAUAAGGUAUCGCACAACACUGUCAGUUCUCUGUGACCCACGAGAGAAAUACGGUCUUCCAAGUGAACAUCGGGUCUGUGUACCUGUGCAUGUGUUGGCCUGAGUACCUGAGUUACAGAUUUUACGGAUCAUCAUAAUUAUUGUUUCCAAUAUAAAUAUUUAAUUAUCUCCAAGAGGUCAAAGAGUGAAACCAAACCCUGAAUCAGGUGAUUGUCUCACCUGAAGAUCCUGGUUCUUGGGCUGUAUUAAAAAUAUAUCAUGUGUGUAUAUAGAAUAUAAUUAAAUCAUGUGGUGCCUUUAAAAGGACAAAACUACAUCUGGAUCAAUUAAAGAUAACAGAAGAAACAGUUUUGUGUCUGAAGGAGUUAAAGAGUGUUUACAGGAAGCUUCAUCAGAUAACACUGAUGUUCUGAGUGGUGAUUUUAUUAUAGAAGAAGUUAAACAGAAAAUUAAAUCUGGAAUAGAAGAUAUUAAAACCUCAGUGCCUGGCAGAUAUACAUUCAUCAUCAACUGUCAUCAGAACUACGUGUUGGAGGAAAUUCUGCUUUUACACAUUUUGUUGGUUUUCAAAAGGUUUUUGAUGUGCAGGUGGAUUGUAGAAAUCAGGACCUUGUUUUGUCGCCCAAUUGAUUUUAUUCAGAUCAAUAAUUGAUUUUCUGACUUGUUCGAUGCUCCUUUUGGAGAUAAACACCGUGAAACUUUUCUCAAGCUUGUUUGGUAUUAUACAUUUGGAUUUAUUGUUUUAGUGUUAUUAACCAAAAUUGUUACAUAUGUGUAUAUAUUUGUGUAUUCAUACAGGAAUAAUGUGUUUCAGUGUAAAUAUAAAACAAGAAGUUAUAGUUUAACUUCCAGCUGCAGCGGCUCUGAUCCUCUGCAGACGCUCAGCUGUCUCUGUUUCUGCAUCGAGCUGCAACAUGAAAAUGUUCCUGAAUGAAGCUGCAUCUGUGUGAACAGUGAAAAUCACUGGUGGUGCUUUAAAAGUCAAUCAGUCCCUUAUUAUCUGUGCAGGAUGAUUUUGGAUUUAUUUUACUUUUUUUAAUUUAUGUUGUUUUUUACUCUGUGUUUUGAUUUAAUUUAGCCAGUUUUGAAAUUUGUUAUGAAAGACUGAAGACAAAGGUCCAUCUUUUCAAUUCAAAUAAUUUUAAAUACAUUUAAAAUACAUUUUUGUGUUUAUUUUAUGAAAACAAGUUAAAAUAACAAUCAUAUUGUUUCUGGUUUAAUAAAACACAGUUUGUGGACAAAGACAUUUUUGUCACUGAUCAGUUGAACUGUGUAUCAGACUGAACAUGAAGCCUGUCAGCACUCGUUACUCACUUUAAUAAACUGAAUUAACCCAAAA
Messenger RNA from Acanthopagrus latus (yellowfin seabream), 2416 nucleotides. Its product is annotated as butyrophilin-like protein 10. Gene Ontology annotation, cellular component: external side of plasma membrane. The coding region runs from base 320 to 1180 and encodes 286 amino acids. The transcript is spliced from 6 exons. The record is from RefSeq and is a predicted model, not a curated record. NCBI's taxonomy places the organism in Eukaryota, Metazoa, Chordata, Actinopteri, Spariformes, Sparidae. Gene Ontology annotation, biological process: negative regulation of T cell proliferation; T cell costimulation; positive regulation of T cell proliferation.